CAAGACAAGAGAGAGUAAAAUUAGGGUUUUAACCUUUUCAGUCUCAACUCCUUUUCUUUCCUUUACUCUUCGUCUUCCUCAUUUCUUCUUCGUUUCUUUAUCUACUUUGACAUAGAUUUUUCAGUACUUAAAGUCGUAUCUACAUGUGUUUCUGUAUCUCUUCUGGAACCAAAGACAGAUAUUAACAACAAUUAUUUUAAUAAUAAAAAGCAUAAAUCAUAGGUUAUUAAUUUUUCUCUACUAUAUAUAUUGAGAUCACUCCCGUCUUUAUCAAAUUCUUCGUUCUCUUCCAUUUUUCCAACCCAAUCAAUCUCACGUAGAUCUGAUCAAUUUCUCAUCAAUCAUUUAGCGAUCAAAAGGAAAUGAAGAAUAGUAAAUGUAACCUCAUAGAUUCAAAGCUCGAAGAACAUCAUCAUCUUUGCGGAUCAAAACAUUGUCCUGGAUGUGGUCGCAUGAUUCAAGCUGCUACUAAACCAAAUUGGGUUGGAUUGCCAGCUGGAGUGAAAUUCGAUCCGACAGAUCAAGAACUUAUAGAACAUUUAGAAGCAAAAGUGAAGGGAAAAGAAGAAAAUAAGAAAUGGUCAUCGUCUCAUCCACUUAUAGAUGAAUUUAUUCCCACCAUUGAUGGAGAAGAUGGGAUAUGUUACACUCAUCCUCAGAAGCUUCCAGGGGUGACAAGAGAUGGCUUGAGCAAACACUUCUUCCACAAACCAUCAAGAGCUUACACAACCGGAACAAGGAAACGACGUAAAAUAAUCCAAACCGAUCACGACUCCGAGGUAACCGGAUCAUCAGAAACCAGGUGGCACAAAACGGGCAAAACAAGACCGGUUAUGAUCAAUGGUCAACAAAGAGGAUGCAAGAAGAUAUUAGUACUCUACACAAACUUCGGCAAGAAUCGACGACCGGAGAAAACAAAUUGGGUGAUGCAUCAAUAUCAUUUAGGCAUCAAUGAGGAAGAGAGAGAAGGAGAGCUUGUGGUCUCUAAGAUCUUUUAUCAGACACAACCUAGACAGUGUGUUAGUAAUAUUCAUUGGUCUGAUAAUCAUGGUUCCAAAGACAUGAUCGGAAUUGGUGUCGGAGAUGAGAUUUCCGUAGCUGCCACGUUGCAGACUCUUGGCUCCGGUGUCGGUGACAUUGUUUCUAGGGUUAAUAUGAAUCCCUAUACAAGAGGCUUUGAUGAGGGGACAUCCGAAGCUUCAAAGGGAAGAGAAAACCAGCGUGUGUAUGGCACGUGCGAGGAAGUACAUAAUGAGAUCUUAACAUCAUCAACAUCAUCAAUGUCCUCUCAUCAUAUGAUUCAUGAUCAUCAUAAUCAACAUCAUCAAAUCGGAGAUAGAAGAGAUCUUCACAUGUCAUCAUCAUAUCCCAUGACCCCUACUAUCACAUCACGAAAUGACUCGAUCUUCCAUGGUACAAGUACUAUGCCCUUUCAGCAGCAAUUGAGGGGUCGGUCGUCUGGUUCGGGAUUAGAAGACCUAAUUAUGGGUUGUACCACAGCUACUUGCAUAGAAGACGAGCAUUCAACAGAAGCAAACCCACAGCAAAAUGCAGAGUGGUUAACGUUUCCACCUUUCUGGUAGGACCAAAAAAUCAAAUUAUAUACAUCAUUAAAAAAUUUGUAU
Molecule: messenger RNA, 1625 nt
Organism: Arabidopsis lyrata subsp. lyrata
Lineage: Eukaryota; Viridiplantae; Streptophyta; Magnoliopsida; Brassicales; Brassicaceae
Product: NAC domain-containing protein 101
Exons: 8
Coding region: 363-1583 (406 amino acids)
Biological process (GO): regulation of DNA-templated transcription
Cellular component (GO): nucleus
Molecular function (GO): transcription cis-regulatory region binding; DNA-binding transcription factor activity
Source: RefSeq, a predicted model, not a curated record